AGAAGAGUUGGCGGCUGCGCCAUGGACGAGCUACAGCGUGCCCCCUCUUCGCCGUCCCAGGUCGAGCGCGCACCAGCCGUCCAGGUCUCGGCCAGCGGCGACCACGGCCCGGCUGGCGGUCUCCUGCAGAGUGCAGCGCUGCCGGGCGCCCUUGCUGCGGCCGCCGCCUGCCUGCUGCUGGCGCUGAGCGUGGCCUGCCUGCUGCAGCGUCGCCGGCGCAAGACGGACGACCAGUCGGCCGCCGACCAGGGCGCCUACGAGCGCCUAGACUGCAGCCGCUCACCCAGGGUGUCCAUCGCGGUGGCCGGCCCCAACGACCGCACGCCGUCGCCCACGUCAAGGCGCAGUCUUCGCCGCGGCACCAACGAGCCGCACUUCUACGGCGGCUGCAUAGCGCAGGAGCGUCCGAUCGACUUCGUGGUGCCCACGCUGGCCGGAUCGUCCCUGUGCGGCUCCGCUGCCAGCCUCGUGUCGGACGCCAGCUCGAGUGUCGCUGAACCCGCCGGGCCACCCUGCUCGUCCCCCGGCGACACUGGACCAGUUUCUCUGCUGCCUGUCUCUACCUCGCUGCUGGGCGGCCUGAACCCCGAGCUGUACCGGGUAACGGCGGACGAUGGCGCUGACGACGGCGAAGAGCGCAGUUUCCCAGAGAGCCACCGUGGCCGCAUCUGGUUUUCGCUGCAGUACGAGGACCCUCGCGAGAGUCUCGAGCUGCGCGUGAUCAAGGCACGCAACCUGCCCUCGCGCGUCUGCGGAUCGGUCAACUGCUGCGACCCCUUCGUCAGAAUUCAACUACUACCUGACGAGCGGAGAUAUCAGCAGACGAAAUUCAAGAAGAAAACUUGCAAUCCAGUCUUCGACGAGACUUAUAUAUUCCAGAUCCCGGCCAAGGCUCUAUCGGAGCGAGUACUCAAGCUGACGGUGCUGGAUAACGACCGCGGCAAGCGACACAACGUCAUCGGACACGUGCUCUUUCCUCUUCGUGAUCUGGAUCCACUGUCCGGCGAACGCAUCGUGGCAUGGAGAGACCUGGAGACGACCGUGGAUCUGGCGCCGCCGGACCAAGGGGAGCUGCUGCUGGGCCUCUGCUACAAGGCCGGCCUCGAGAGGCUCACCGUCACCGUGCUGGAGGCCCGUGGCUUGGUCGCGCCUCCGGAGAUGGGAAACCAGGCUUCCCUCGGUCAGUGUGCGUCCCUGGCCCCCUGUUCGAACACGCAAGUGAAGGUGACUUUCCUCCUCGAGAACAAAGUGGUCAAAAGCAAGAAGACAUCCGUGGUCAAGCGCACAUCGGAACCCAAGUUUAUGGAGUCAUUUGCGUUCCGCCUGACACCUGCAGGGCUGAGUGCAGCCAGCGUCAUUCUCAAGCUCACCUGCCUGGCGCAACCAUACAAAGACCGAUGCCUGGGGCGCGUCGUCCUCGGAUCCUUCAUGUUCGCCCGGGGCCUGGCGCAACAACACUGGACCGAUGCACUGGCAGCAGCACCCAAGCAGAUCAACCGUUGGCACCGGCUGUCCUGAAUGCGGUCGCGCCCCCCUGUUCCCCCAACUCCCAUCCCCGACCGUGCCACUGCAGGCAGACCUGGCGAUGGAUCGCCAUCGUGGAUGCUGUCAUGCGCCAGAGAGGGCCUAUUGGAUGCUUGCUGAAGCAGCGCUGUCAUGUAGUGCCGUCUGAAUUUGUUUGUGACCUGCUUUGAGUGUGACGACAUGGUGCUGUGCGGUCCCUUCUUAACCUCUAUAUUAGUAUUGCAUCGUGUGUGCGGGUUGUCCGUUUAAAGGUAGUUUAUAGUGCAGGAAGGAGUACCAGUCAGUAUUGCUCUGUAUUAUCGCAAAAGUCACAUGUAUCUAUGUGCGCACAGUUCAGACAACCACAUUCCAUACCACGAAGCACGCCUCUAACGUCUGCUGCGUAUUGUGGCGUUCUAACAACGCCACUGCAAUAUGACUCUUAAACCACUAUAUAAGACGUGCGAUGAUGAUUGUCGUAUAUCAUGUCGCAGCAUAUUUUGAUUACUUCUUCAGGCAUUCAAAUGUCCCGGAAUCUGCACAGGCGGGCUGUAUUUUCUGGGAUAUAAGAAGCUCGAUUUUUAUUUUUUCAUGCUUAUGAUAACCACCAAUGUGAUGGAGGAUGCUUAGAUUCCAAAGAAAGAAAAGCAUAGCAAUGUCACAGUCAAAAAUAUUAUUCCUUGAGUGACACUCAACAUCAUACAGUCCAAGUUCAUUUUUACUGUGGGAGAAAUAGCAGCCAGCUAGGUGAUCUAAUGAUUACCAUGUUAUUCUAUAGCCGCUUAUUGAGGCUUUCACUUGGUGUGAAGUCUUUUAUGCCACCUCUGAAUGCCUUGGUGCCGCUAAUAACAGCUUCUGCUGCUAUGGCUAUCCCGUAACUAACAGUCCCAAGUACCACUGAUUCUAUUGCGCGACACCACGCUUUCAGAAAUCAUUCGUCAAACAUCGGUUCAAGCAUUGACAGCCGCAGUUCAUGAACGUAAGUGGUGCUUACAUUCGCGCACAAUUUGUUAUCACCUUUAAGGGGGGUAGCCCACGCGGGUGCUUACAUUCGAAAAAAUACGGCGUCACCUGCUCAUACAGAAGAGCUAAGACCUUCAUACCGACAUAGGGCCGGCAUCACUUCGCAAAAAAAAAGAACGUCUCGACAAACUCCAAGCGAAGGAUCAACCAAAAUAAUACUGAAAUUUUAUGGCUCUUCGACUCCCAUGCAGGACCCUUGUUCACGUGAUUGAAGGCCACUUGACUGUGUACAAGGCUCCUCGAUGGGAGCCGAGACGUCAUUAAAUGUCAGAACUAUUCUGGUGGAUGCUUAACUUCAUGUUUUUCGACAUGUAUUUUCCGGGCCGGACUGCUUGCCGUCAAACUUUGGAUUUCAAAGAAAAAAAAAUCGUGAUAGCGGACAUGACAUCAACGAAGGUGGUACGACAUUGAGCAACACCUCUAACGAAUCGAAACGAUUUUUGGGGCUUGUCAAGAGCGCAUGCGCGAGACCACCGGCACGGGGCACGUGCUGGAUUCUCGUGAUGAACGACCCCAGCAAACGGUGGUGAACGUGGUCGAGCUGGUGGGAAACAAACACACAUGACUGAUUUGGCUUGGCACACUUUCUCCUGAUUUUUGGCACUUGUCCACACCACCCCUUACUCUCCUGCCUGUCACAUAUACUCGUACCUCCCUGGAUGUCGUAAGCACGCAGGGAAGAUGUCUCUUUGCGAAGUGCCAUUCUGAUGAAAUCACGUGGCAUUGUUUUAUACUAAUACAGCGGGGGCGCGACCUUUCAUAAAAAGGAUGAAAUAAAAGAAAAUGAGUAGGCGACACUAAUAAUGGUGGAGGAUGUGUUCACCUCAUCAGCGAUAUGUCUUGAUUUUACCUGUUUCUGAAUGUAUACGCACAAGGGCAAUGCUUGUGCUAAGUAUUAGGCAGAAUUUAUUAUCUACAAUUGGGAGGUAUUCAGGCUAUUUGCGUCACUUCUGUCAUUACUCUCAUAAAUGUCCUGAGGCAAUUUACGAAGGUCACAAUUGAAAAAAGACCGAGGGCUUGAAUUUAGAAGCAUACUAGUAGUUCUGCUCGACGCUUAGCCUCUUUGAAGUACGGCCAGUGAAGAAUUCCGAAAGAUAUCUAACGCCAAGAAAAAUGACCAACUGUAAUGCAUCUCAUUUCAGUACAGCUGGCUCCCAUACAGGAGUGUCUACUGGGUUGUUCGAAUGUACUGCCUUAAGCAACGUAUUACUAAAAAAUAUGCGCCAACCUGAGUUUGAGAGUUGAUGAAAGAAUCUGGCCGUUCAUCUAGCAAGUAUAUUUGACUCGCCUGCAGAUUCCGGAUUCUCGCCCACAGUCCAUCAACGGUGCAUCGGUGCAAUAUCUGUGAAACAUUCGCUGCUCAUCGUCCCUUCCCACGUUCUCCUCAGCCCCUAUGAGGCCCACCCCACUCAAUUAUACUGGCCACUGGCUACAAGGACAACAGUUACGAGCUUAUCCCCAAUUCCACACUAUAGUUUCUAUAGAAAGCGUUCACUAUUACCUCGCACUGAUUUCGCUCUUCUUCGACGGCCUUUUGAAGUUGUCGCUUAAUAAAUAAGGAGCAUUCACAAGUUAGAAGGCGGCGCCGCCUCAUUUUCUUGCUGCUAAUGACCCUGCACGUCCUUCAAGCACGCUCACAUGCCGUCUUAUAUAAAUUCCAGAAACCUGCCUUGCGCAUGCCUCAAAAUAUAGGUCUUUUAUUUAGGAAGCGCAGCAUGGAGCUAUGCAGAGGUUUUGAGACAAAACGAAAAUGUUACGCCCUUCUUUACGAUAGAAAUAAAUGCGGCACAGGACAGUUCACACCGUGAAAACCCUAUCUUCAUGAGAAGAAACAAAAAAUGCAGUCACGGGGGCGCGGCCAGCGGUUACAACGGCCUCCCGUUAGGUGGUCCUGACAGUAGCUCCUCAGGAUCAAAUAAAGUUUGGCGUCUGUCUGUCUCGUGCAUGCAUCUGAUUAUUGGCAAAGACCGCCGGCACUAUUUCGAGAUAUAUUUAAGACUAGCUUCAGAUUAGGCGAUAAAAAAAGUGAAAAAAGAGCCUUAGUAGUAAAUAAAAAUAUAUAUAUUCAGCGACUUCAGUUUUCUUUACUCCCGCGCUGCGCAGCUUUUAUUUAUAACUGCGACAGGCACAACUAAUCAUUGUGAAUUUCUCUCCUCAUCGUUUCAUCGCUAGACUGCAGAACUUCACGUCUUCUAGUCCAUGCGUCUCUCACCGUACACUUGUGUUCGGUAAAACGCGCAUCGACUGGCUGAAAAUAUAUGUGCUACUCGUUAGGCUGGCUGUCAGAAGUUCAAAAUCUGUUCUUGGCUCUGUGGCACGUAUUACCUGGUGAAAGUAAUCGCAUGCGGUUUUAUCACGGGCGCAGACCGUAUUCCCUAUAGACUAAAAUGAAUAGUGUGCCAGAAGUCGGAGCACAUUUUUUUUCUCUUCGUAAGGGCUGUCACACGUCAUAAUUGAGCAAAGACAUUUACUGAAAGCAUUUGGGCCCGAUUCAUGCAGAUACUACAGAAGCGACUUAAAAUGUGUUAGGCCGGGCCGUCGUUGAGAAAUAACGAUUCAAAUGGUCAUCGUUUGUUUUGCUGAAUGUCACUGUUUUGUCUUCUCGCUUCGAAUUUCACCUGAAAUUGUUUUUUCAAAGGCAGAAGUUUGUCGGUGCAUUCAAAAUACUAUAAAAAUGAAGCUGUUACAUGUGGUUUAUUGGGUUUGGUAUCGAUUCAAUGAAAAAGUUUAUUUGCUAUGCGGUUGUGGUUUUACCGAUAAAUCGGUUAAAGUGGGUAGCGAACUACAUACUAUUUUGCUCGCAGGGAAAACAUUCGAAAAGAAAAACAGAAUGCAGAACUGUCAAUGACAGAUCAAAAAUAGGCAACAUCCAUCUUUAUGCGUCAUAUAUAUUUUUUUUCAUUUGCCUUUGGUUCCCUGCUUCCUCGUACAAACGAUCGUGUGAAAAAUGUGUGAAGGUUUACACAGUACAGAUGUGGUCUCGCAAUUUCAAAGAAUGGCGGGAGCGGUUCAUCUGACUCUGGAAAUUGUGUUAUUGAAAUGUCUCUCAUCAGGUUGAGCACUGCCACAAAGCCCAGUGCGUGGACUAGGUGCUGAAGAUUGUGUCUGCAAAGUAUUACGCCGAUGUACCCCGCGAGAAUGCCUGAAAAUUAGGAAAGCCCACCGGCCACGACACAACAGCCAUUUUCCUCGCCGGCAAAGACGACGUCACAGGUCUCGCCUACAGCCUCAGAAGUCCCGCCUGCAGCUCGGAAAUUUCAGUAACGCGAACGCAGGCAUUCCCGUAAACCGCAUCGCGUGCAAAACCACAAUAAGGGGACGCAUUCUCGGACGGUCACUUUCGGAGAUAUCACUUUCAGUGCGCGCUGGUUGGCUGGUUGAGAAAAAGGGGAAGAGCUGAUUGGCUGGUUGAGCACUGAGUCACGUGAAAAGGACAGUAUCACCGAAAGUGAUCGUCCGUGAAUACGUCCGCAAAUAUGCGCUGAGCAGCAGAGCAUGUGGGGUUCACGCAUCACGUAUUUUUCUUUUUCUCUUUUCUUUCACUUCUUUUUUUAAGAGGGGGUCGAAAUAUCCACCACUCACGAGUGGCUGAACCUGGUUAUAACGAAGGCGAAGCUCCGCUUGGACCGCAACGUGAAAAAUAAACGAUUUGGAAUAGAAUCGUUACAUUACCGUGAUCCCGUACACUAUAGGGUACUAAUAACCCUCAUAUUGCAGAUAUAGCAAGCUGCGAGCAAGCGCUUGUUAUCGUCGCAGCAAUUUCGAGAGAACAUUGCUAAACUCAAAACAAGUCGUGGCUACAGUACCAUAGCGUUUCUUUGCGCUGCUUACUGAAGCAUCUCUUAAGCGGCUUCGCCAUUUGUCUGCCGCUUAUAUCUCAAGAUUCUUUCAAAAUUCGUGGAAACCGUAAAAAAUAAAGAGCCGUAAGAAAGCUUUCCAUCCACAACCUAUAUGUCUUCUAACCUACUAUCACCAUUGUAACCGUCAGAUAUGCACAAAACGUGAUCUCCAGAAAGUACCAGCGCACCAGAUCAUGAUUGGGUGAUAAUUUGAUCGACAAAUUCUGGCGGAUCCAAAAUUUCCGCGCCUGCCCAAGAGGAAAAUGGCUACUUGUGGCUGACGUAUUCGUAGUAAGUUUUCGUACUUCAACGUUGUAUUGAAAGAACAGCAAUUAACCAGGAGUGGAGUUUCUAAAUGGAAUAGGGGAAUGCUACAUUUUUGCUAAAAUAAUAUCCCUGUUUUGCUGAAUGUAAUUCGCUUUUAUCUAAAUCGCGGUAAGAAAUAAGGUUAAUUACACUGUUCAAACAGCGUUCGUGCAUGCAAUUUUUAAGCUCACAGCACGACGAUACCAUUCUCCGACUAAUCCACAGUAGGCGUCAAACUGCAAAACGAUGGCCUGCAUGCCCUCUUUUCGCACCAUUUGCUCUAUUACCAAUUACGGUGUAUCUUAGCUGCGCAGCCGCACAGCUAUUGCUGGCCUGCCAGUGAGGCACCACUCUCGUAAAAGCGAACGCUCUCGACUGCAGACUGCCUGCGAGACUAAAUGUCGCGCAGGUCGUCUGCAGCACGCCGUUCCGCUCUCUAUACAAGUGUGCUGUACAGUGUUCCGUCUAUUGCUGCUUUCUCCGUGCAGUCAUCAAAGCUCACACCUUGUUUUUUAAAAGCCUACGCUGGAGACGUCAGUCAUAGUGCAUUUAACGUGCUUUUCGCCGAGGUUUACUGGCUUUUAGGCGUAAGCUGUUACAGAAAAGCAAAUUAACAUCUGAAUAAGGAAUAUUUAGCCAUCUAGUGGCGAGAAAGUCUUAUUCUAAUAUAGGGGUCAAGGGUCAUGUUGAUGCGUCCUGGUGUUCAGCUACGCAGUUGACAGCUAUGUCACUGUCACUGGUGCUUCAAAUGUCGUAAAUACUGACUAGCGUUUCUUGUCUAAAAAAAAAGAAAUCUUGUUAUUUGAUAAAUCGAGAAACGCAUGUGCAAUCAGAUUAUUAUCUGUAAGAGUUGUCUUUUUACAUUGGCUAGCUACAAUAAGAGUUUAACAAACAAAACAUGUUCGUUGGUAAUUUGCAAUUGUUGCUGAGUCACUAGUAGUAGCAGCCCCAAAAUGAAAAAAAAUACGCAUUUUCCACUAUGCAGACCUGAUUUUUUUUUUUUUGGCGCAGAGAAAUCGCAACCUUGACAAGUUUCGUUUAUUUACUGAACUAUUCGGAUGAUUUGGUCGAUUUGGUUCUGAUUUGGUUACUGCGUCUCUCGGCAAAAGUGAGCUCAGUCCCUCAGAGCAGCAAGAUCGGCUUUCUGCGUCCGCGAGAUACAGCCGUCUCAGGUGAAAGUAAAUACUAUGGCCUCUGCAAUCGCUUGGUAACAAUCAAAGAAGCGCCUUGAGCCUUCUUACUGUUAUGAAAUGAAUGCUGUACCGGUAAGAUCGCGUCAACGAAAAAGCCGGCGUGCUUUUGCGUGAAGAGGCCACGCGAGGAUGACAGAGCUUAUGGUACCACAGGACAGGCAAGGGAAAUAUUCUCUAUCGAUCGCUCUUUGCAACAAAUCAUAUAGCGCGUCAAGGAGUGUCCGAUAAGCGGGUGCCGCCACUGACAGCUAUUCUGUUUAGCAGUUCCACCAAAUAUACGGGCGUCAACAGGGUGUACGAAACUUCUCCCGGAAUGUCAGGUUGCGAUAGCGAUGGCGCGUUAUUCACAUCAACUGGUCAUCACGGCAGCAAUUUCCCUUCACCAAAAUGUGGCCGCCCUAGGCGAUCAAAAACACACACACACGCACACACACACACAUCACUUAACGUUCUACUCGUCUUUGAUAUCGUUCUUUCUCAAGCUGAUUGCUGCAUGGUGCGGAAAAGGUGCAGAAAAUGAAUUCUGCGGGUAACCAUGAGGCGAUGAGAGAGUGCAAGUUGCUAUCCAGUGAAAUUCUGUGCGAAUUCAAAAAGGACAUUCAUUCAGGUUACACACAAAUUAACUUUUUUUAUUUAUUUUGCCCUUAUUCCGACAACUGAAAGUUUGUUGACCAAAACUGUUUUCUCAGACCUACUUCGGAAAGUCGGUGGUGCUGAAUUUGGUCACAAAAACAAGAAUUUCUCUUCAACUGGAAUGUUGUUUAUUCUGAGAAAAUCAUAAGGGUUUCCUUUGCAGUUUCUUGCUUCAUUCUGGGGGAUGCCGACACUGUUCUUCAAAAAAUUUGCAUUAAAAACCACCAGAUAUGGUGCGGCGUGGAGACACAUGCGCGUGUAUCUUCAUGCUACCACGUUUCAGCAACUGAUCCAGGCAGAAAUAUACCAAGCCUUAAAGCCUGACUGCGCAUCUGCAAACUUUUCACCUCCACAUGUUAUUAUUUGUCAGCUUUUCACUCCAUGGUAAAAGAUGCAGCUUCUUGUUACGCCACGGUGGCUUCAAUUGUAACCAAAUUUAGCUUCUGUUUCUGUCUUCUGUAAUCCAACACUGCAAAGUUCAAUUCUAUUGAUGGAACUGUUUUUGUGAGUCACACUUCAGCUUAUUAAAGUUUUCAAGCAUCCUGUCAGUUAGGCUGACGAAAAAGCUGCUUCAGUUAGCAUUUAUAUUCCUCUUGCAAGUGGUUUCGUGUGCUCUAUUAUUGCGCAUGCAUGGUAGCUUUGAGCAAUAGCUGUUUUAUCUUAUUAGUCAUCACGGGCAUCCUUGUAUUGUGCGUACUUCUAUCUGUGAACUCCCAGCAAAAUACUGUAUACAGAUAUUGAGACUAUCCUGUUGGUGACUUACGCAUAUUCAUUUUCAGACUACGACAGUGCCGUACAAAAUUCAGAGAAUGACUUGUGUAAUAAAACUAACUAUUGCCUCUCAUCGUGCAAAAGGCUUCCAAUUCAAAUAGAGGAACCAGUAUAAAAGAUACAUAUUUUUGUGAACGUUGUGAUGCCAGCACUGAAUGACCUUUAAGCAACUAACAGGCCGGAGUAAGCUUGUGCUCAUUGUCAAUAGCAUAAAAGGUGCACUUCACAAAACAGUACACCUUGGCUGAUUUCCUCUCAACUUCCGUGUAGGGAAGGUGGAAGGAUGCGUGUUACGGCGCGGUGUGCGACAAACACGCGAUAAGGCAUCCCAUAAUGAACUUCAUAUAAUUAAUGUAAUUUUCCUCCGGCCUCUGACCUUGCUUGUAGGGGACUGCUUUUCAACUUUUGCGCACUAGUUCACUGCGAUGUAGCACAAAGUACCAGAAGUGUAAAUAUUUAUGAUCUUUAACACUUACUGCUACCGAUUUAUGCUGUGGACACUGUUUUGGCUUGUAAUCUUGAAGGCUGCGUCUGCAUUUUCGGAAAUAAAUCUUCAUAUUAUAUCCAUCCCUUGUAUUAUCGCCCAUCCAAAGAAUAAAAGCACUUAAACAUAAAAUAAAGACGCUGUCAUCUUGUGCU
Messenger RNA from Dermacentor silvarum, 9907 nucleotides. RefSeq names its product synaptotagmin-15. The record is from RefSeq and is a predicted model, not a curated record. Gene Ontology annotation, biological process: calcium-ion regulated exocytosis; regulation of dopamine secretion; regulation of calcium ion-dependent exocytosis. Gene Ontology annotation, molecular function: clathrin binding; calcium ion binding; calcium-dependent phospholipid binding. The transcript has 10 exons. The coding region runs from base 22 to 1518 and encodes 498 amino acids. Gene Ontology annotation, cellular component: membrane. Lineage: Eukaryota; Metazoa; Arthropoda; Arachnida; Ixodida; Ixodidae.